Messenger RNA from Rhipicephalus sanguineus (brown dog tick), 1276 nucleotides. RefSeq lists its product as uncharacterized. Bases 117 to 1145 code for a protein of 342 amino acids. NCBI's taxonomy places the organism in Eukaryota, Metazoa, Arthropoda, Arachnida, Ixodida, Ixodidae. The record is from RefSeq and is a predicted model, not a curated record. The transcript is spliced from 2 exons.
AUCACCUCGAGGCAGUGGCAUUACACUAAUCGUCGCAGCGUGGGCAGCAGGCCGGCAGUGACCAUCUUGCGCAGUAACCAAAUCGUUUCUGGGAAAUUGUUUUUAUUCAUACAGCCAUGGACCGCUCCUGCAAGUGCGAUAUCUGCGAUGACUGCCUGAAGAGACUUCGCGAAGCGGGCGGUAUCGAUGGAUCCUCCUGCAGCAGCGCGUCGACAGAGACGUCGGUUAUUGCACCGUCCAGCGACAGUAACAAGCCGGGUUCCAGCUCGGACAAGGAGCCCAGCAAGAGCGCAACAGAGGCGGUGGCAGCCACGCACCCGCGCCUGUCGUCUUCAGGGACGCUUUCCUCCGGAAGCAUGCCUGAAUACCCGGCCGACGACUCGAGCGUGAGUUCCAGGACCGCCGCGCUGGUGGAGUCGCUGUCCCGCGGCACAGCUUCGCAGGCGACCGAUGUCGGCGUGACCCUCGGCACGUCUUCGUCGGAGACUGGCUGCGGCGUUGCAGUGGGUUCGUCCUUGGCAAGUCCCGAUGACUGCUUUUCGCCUCCAUAUGAGAUGACCAGCCCAACCAAGGCCCCGGUUGGCUUGACCAGCCCAGACCAGUCGGACGCGACGCAGUCAGAGGCACCGCAGUCCCCCAUGGACGUCAGCGGUAGCGAAGCGCUCAGUUCCGUCGACUACAGCACCGACCUCGCCGCUUCUGAGUCGCUGCCUCCGAUGGACCUGUCCCGGUCGGAACCCAGCAGCGACCCCCCCUCCUCUCUGAAGCAGGAUGAUCCGUCGGUGUCCGAAGAUUCGACCAUGCCCAAGAGCAGCACAUCCAGCGAGGCCAAGUCUUCUUCCCGUUCUAUCGAUAGCUUCAGCGAGUACUCUUCGAUAUCGUCGGCACUGCCGGCGACGGGCACGUCGGCUGAGUCGUACCCGAAGAGCACUACCAGAGAAUCGGCCGGAUCGGCGGACACCCUCGCCGAUAUAUCCGAAGCGGCAGCUACCCCGGACAUCCUCGAACACUCUUCCGACGAAGACACGAGCGCUGCAGUGGACACAGACAACCCGUCCCCGUCGAAGCGACGCCGCCACCGCCGUCGGCGUCACGACAAGGACCCGGAUGACAAGCCUUGUAGCGACACAUCGACGGCUAUGUAGGUUGGCCUGUCCAUGGUGCUACGCACACAAGCUUACCACGCCUGUGGCAAUGUUCACAUUGUUACUAUGUUCAUUGUAACUUUUCAAAAUGCAUGAUUUUUUAUAUGAAUAAAACGCGUGGUCACUUGCUG